CGGUUCGGUUUAGCUCACUGCUCAGUCCGGAGCAGUCCGGAGUCCGGACUCCGGAGUGACUCGUGGUAGAAUGUUCUCGGGUACUCUUACGGUUGCCGAGAGUACCGAGUCGCUGCGAGUUAUUUGUCCGAGCACUCCGCGCCUGAGGACACUGGCCAUGUCAGGCUAGGAAAAGUCAGGUCUGAGAGUAGUAAAAAGUCCGAAGUUUGUCCGAGCGCGAGAGAAUUAUCCGCGCAUCUCGCAUACUUGAUGUAACCGUAACCUGCAACCCCGUGAAGGCGCGUACGUCAAAUAAAUGUGCGUCACAUAGUGCGAUGAACGCGAUCACUUGAAAAUCGCUUGAGUUUUAACUUUUCGCUGGCAUGGCUUGUCGAAAAUAGAUACGAGAUAAAAAUAUUACUUAUGAUGUAACUUCGAUAUAAUUGUGACAAUCGCAAUUGCGUUUGCGUUAUCUUUCAGUACAAUUUAUGUUUAAUACUGAUUGGUAAAUAUGAUCGUCAAAAACAAAUCUUGUCGAUUGAACUGCUUAAAAAUUGCUUAAGUUAAAGUGAACACAAGUUCUAUUAAAAUGGCAAUUGAAAGUAUUAUCUGUGGUGUAAAUACUCCAAAAGUGAAGAAAAAGAAAGUUAAGACAACUGAGCGUAGUUGGAUAGAGGCAACAUUUCAAAAGAGAGAAUGUGCAAAGUUUAUUCCAAGCAGUGAAGAUGAACACAGGUUUGUACAAAUAGAGGGAGAUAAGAAUGCAGAAUAUGAUGUGAUUACUACUUCCAGAUGUUGCUGUGGUUAUUCAUACACUCAUCAUUGCGGAACUGGGGCAGAUGUUCAAAGUUACAAUCUUAGUGAGAACAAGGAAAAAGAUCGUGAACAAUGGUCUCCGGGAAAAAAUACUCAUCCCUUUCCCACUGAUGCAUAUGGCACCAUAGAAUUUCAGGGUGGUCCGCAUCCUACAAAAGCACAAUAUGUAAGAUUGGCUCAUGAUACACGACCAGAACCGAUUGUACAACUGUUAUGUCGGGAAUGGAAUUUAGGAUUGCCCAAAUUGUUAAUUACAGUACACGGUGGACGGUCCAAUUUCGAGCUUCAAGCGAGUCUGAAAAAAGUUUUACGUAAAGGCUUAUUGAAAGCCGCUAAAACAACAGGGGCGUGGAUAUUUACAGGAGGAACAAAUACAGGUGUUACACGACAAGUCGGUGAUGCAUUAUUAUUAGAACGUUCUCAACGACAGGGUCGCGUAGUAAGCAUAGGUAUUGCUCCUUGGGGAAUUUUGGAUAAAAGUCACGAAUUAGUUGGUCGUGGUGGAGAAGUAUCAUAUGAUUGUGUUUCCUCACCAUGGACUAAAUAUACAGUAUUAAACAACCGGCAUGCUUACUUUUUACUAGUAGAUAACGGUACUGGUGGUCGAUACGGAGCGGAGAUUGUUCUUCGCAGAAGAUUAGAAAAAUACAUCUCAAAUCUAAAAUUGCAACCAUACACACAUAGUAGCAUACCAGUAGUCGCAUUAGUUAUCGAAGGUGGAACAAAUACAAUCCGCGCGGUUUUGGAGUAUGUGACGGAUGAUCCACCUGUACCCGUAGUAGUUUGUGAUGGUUCGGGACGUGCAGCUGAUCUAAUCGCUUUUAUGCACAAAUGGAGAGACGGACAGACUGGUGAUGGAGAAGGACCACUAGAAGGUGUUAAAGAACAAGUUUUAGAAACUAUUAAACGCACUUUUCAAGUUUCCGCGGAACAAGCAACCCAACUCUGUUCAGAACUCUUGCAGUGUACACGAAAAAAACAUUUGAUUACUGUGUUUAGAAUAUCGCAAGACAGGCCGCAAGAACUUGAUCAAACAAUAUUGACAGCUUUAUUUAAAUCGAAACAAUUAUCCCCGGCUGAACAGUUGUCCCUUUCUUUAAUAUGGAAUCGUGUGGAUAUCGCUCGAAGUGAAAUCUUCGUCUAUGGUCAAAAAUGGCCAUCUGGUGCUUUAGAACAAGCUAUGAUGCAAGCACUUCAGCACGAUAGAAUAGACUUUGUGAAACUUCUACUGGAAAAUGGAGUAUCCAUGCGGAAAUUUUUAUCAAUACCUCGCCUUGAGGAGCUGUAUAAUACGAAAGAAGGUCCAUCGAACACAUUGGGUUAUAUUUUGCGUGAUGUACGACCGAAUAUUCCACGGGGUUACAUGUAUACAUUGCAUGACAUCGGCCUCGUGAUUAAUAAACUGAUGGGUGGAGCGUAUCGCGCACAAUAUACGCGGCGAAGAUUUCGAAUGAUCUAUACGAAGGUGAUGAAGAGAUCUGGCGGUGGUCAUCAGCAGCAUAUGCACCGAAAUAGCUGCGCUCCGAAUUGUAAUACGCGCUAUUACACGGGAUCCGGCGGGAAGUCCGACAGUUUGACCAUGAGCCUCCUCGCCGAGACGUUACCGGCUAAUCGUGAUACUCCUCUCUUCGAUUAUCCUUUCAACGAGUUACUUAUUUGGGCUGUGUUAACGAAGCGUCAACAAAUGGCUUUGCUGAUGUGGCAACACGGAGAAGAGGCAUUAGCCAAGGCGCUCGUCGCGUUAAAACUAUACAAAGCGACGGCAUACGAGGCGGCCGAAGAUGAUUUGGAAACUGAAGUUUACGACGAAUUGCGUGGUUAUGGCAAAGAAUUUGAAAACAUCGCACUCGAAUUAUUGGACUAUUGCUACCGACAAGACGACGAUCAGACGCAGCAGCUGUUAACUUCGGAACUUCAAAAUUGGUCAGGGCAGACAUGCCUAUCACUUGCGGUUACAGCGAACCAUCGGCCGCUAUUGGCGCAUCCUUGCAGUCAAAUUAUCUUGGCUGACUUAUGGAUGGGUGGCCUUCGUACACGUAAAAAUACCAAUUUAAAGGUAGUUAUGGGGUUAUUUUGCCCUCUGUAUAUAACGCGAUUGGAAUUUAAAAGCAGAGAAGAAUUACAACUGAUGCCCCAGACGCAGGAAGAGCAUCUGAUAGCGCUGGAAGAUGAGAAGGAAGAUAGCGAUUCCGAAAACAGUGUACCGGCAGGACCAGAUGUCGAGAAACAUCUGCGCAGGAGCCUGAGCAUACGCAACAAAUCCAGCAGCCAACAAGGCGUUAAGGCUUUAAUUAGCAACGAGCACAGUACAAUAAUCAAAGAGACGAUUGUCCAAGAGAAUGGCAAAGUACUAACAGACAUUGAUGAUGGAAUACAUCGCGCUUAUGGUCUUCGAUCUGAAUAUUACAAUAACAAAACAACCAGACCAUUAAAAUUGAGGAAGAAAUUGUAUGAAUUCUAUACUGCUCCAAUAACAAAAUUUUGGGCGAAUGCUAUAGCAUAUAUUAUUUUUUUACUUUUCUUCUCGUACUGCAUUUUGGUGCAUAUGGAUGAUCAUCCGUCAUUAGCCGAAAUAUAUGCGAUCGCAUACAUCUGUACUCUCGGAUGUGAAAAAGUACGAGAAAUAGCAAUCUCGGAACCUGCGACACUUUCGCAUAAGUUUAGCGUGUGGGCAUGGAACAUGUGGAACCCUUGCGACGCUGCUGCUAUUAUAUUUUUCCAAAUCGGACUAGCAUUACGUUUGCGACAUUCAACGUUAGAUGUAGGUCGCGUUAUCUACUGUGUUGAUUGCAUAUACUGGUAUUUACGAAUACUCAACAUCCUUGGUGUCAACAAAUAUUUUGGUCCUUUAGUGACAAUGAUGGGAAAGAUGGUUAAAAAUAUGAUAUAUUUUGUUGUGCUUUUAUUAGUUGUGCUCAUGAGUUUCGGUGUAGCUAGACAAGCUAUAUUGAAUCCCAAUUCUGAACCAAAGUGGCGUAUAGUACGAGAUAUAUUUAUGGAGCCAUACUUUAUGCUAUAUGGAGAAGUAUACGCGGAUAAUAUAGAUCCUGAUUGCGGGGAUGAGCCGGGAAUGGUACAGUGUCUUCCGGGUCGUUGGAUCAUGCCUGCUGCAAUGUCCGUGUAUCUUUUAAUUGCCAAUAUUUUGCUGAUAAAUCUGUUAAUUGCGGUAUUUAACAAUAUUUUCAAUGAGGUAAAUGCUAUAGCUCAUCAAGUCUGGAUGUUUCAACGGUUUACCGUCGUUAUGGAAUAUGAGCAGAAACCAGUGUUGCCGCCACCGCUUAUAGCGAUUUGCCACAUAUAUUUACUGCUGAAAUAUUUUCUGAGGCAUAUUACGCAAGGUAAAAGCAGCACUGGCGAGACUUGUGACAACGGGCUGAAAUUAUUUCUGGAGGCUGAUGACCUGGAACGAUUGUAUGACUUUGAGGAGGAUUGCGUCGAAGGAUAUUUCCGUGAGCAGGAACUCAAGUUACAAAUGUCCACAGAGGAACGCGUGAAAAUUACAACAGAUCGGGUGGAGAACAUGCAUCAAAAAAUUGAGGAUAUCGAUAAGAAAGAGAGCAAUCAAAACGUGUCUCUUCAGGCUGUUGAGUUUCGUAUUCGCAAGUUGGAGGAAUUGAGUCAACAAACUUUAGCGCAUCUCGGGGUGAUUCAUCGUUUCAUGGCGACGUACAUGCCAAAUGAAGAAUUAGCCAGUCUAGAAACUUUUGACAACAUUCGGCAGCGUCGGGUGUCGGAAAGAUCGGAGGCUUUGUCCGAGACGGAUUCUCACACGCAGCUGCCGACGAUCGCACGGCGCAAAAAGCUUCUGCGCUCUCUCACUGACGGUACUUUCCUAAAUGUUGGUCAACCGAUAGACGAUAUUCUUAAGAUAUCCGAAGCUAUGACUUCUCGUGAAAAUCUCAGUAGACACGAUUCUUCCGUAAGCGUUGACGCUCACGUCGGCCAGGAUGACGUUAAGACAACUACGAGCGUGGAAACGGAUGGCAGCAAAGAUAUCCUCGAAGGCGAAGCGGUCAGCAAGAAAGAAGUAUCAUCCGAGAAAGAGAUGAGCCGAGAUACGAGUAGAGAAGUGAGCAGAGAAAUGAGCAGAGAAAUUAGCAUGGAAGCUACCAGCAGAGAAGUCAGUAGGGAGACCAGCAGAGAGGCUAGCAAAGAGGCCAGCAGCGAGAAUCCGCCAUCGGACACCAGGCAGGACUCAACAGAGCGUACACUCAGGCAAGACUCCGCGGAGCGUGCUACAUUUAGGCAGAACAGCAGAACUCGAUCGGAAUCAGAUGAUUUCAUGCUGCUUCAACCGCCCGGUAUUCAGAGAGCCGUGACUUGGGCAGAGCCUCGCGUGGCCGUGAUUCCGUCGUCUGUUACCUCGGCCGGCAGCACGCAGAGAUCGAUUUUGCUGACAAUGCGCGCCGAGUACACUAGCAUCACGGAUGAGCUUGAGAGUUAUUGUGGUCUGUUGAGCCCGCCGAGAACGCCGCCGAUCUCACCGCCGCCGUCGCGAAUGCGUAACAUCUCGGACAUGUUGAACCCCGAGAUGGCGUGGCAGAUCGAGAACGAGCAUCUGCGUGACGCGGAGGAAUGCGAUUAUCAGCAGAUGGAGGAUCUGAUUCAGCGACGUUAUCACGGCGAUGACGACGUCGACGAGAACGACCGCGAUGGGCCGUCAAACGCGCAUGCAGAUGAGGCUGAUGGUAUUACAUGCUUCUUUAACGUAGCCAGCGAGCACCGUCAACUGCGUCGCGCCUCCGCGAUCGAAGAGGACCCUCGUCGGCCAUCGCCGAUGAUCAGCGUCACUCAUGAGAUUGAACAAACGCUCGCGCGACCACCGAUACGUGACUCGGAGGCGACCGACCCAAGCGACAAGAAUCUUAGUACUGUACCUGCCCCCGCUUCUGAAACUAUGUGUUAAACUGAAUAUCAAAUAGGAAAAUAUGCAUUAUUCGCUA
Messenger RNA from Wasmannia auropunctata (little fire ant), 5738 nucleotides. RefSeq names its product transient receptor potential cation channel trpm (gene Trpm). NCBI's taxonomy places the organism in Eukaryota, Metazoa, Arthropoda, Insecta, Hymenoptera, Formicidae. Gene Ontology annotation, cellular component: membrane. Gene Ontology annotation, biological process: monoatomic cation transmembrane transport; protein tetramerization. The transcript has 21 exons. The record is from RefSeq and is a predicted model, not a curated record. Gene Ontology annotation, molecular function: monoatomic cation channel activity. Bases 569 to 5701 code for a protein of 1710 amino acids.